Molecule: messenger RNA, 1803 nt
Organism: Striga hermonthica
Lineage: Eukaryota; Viridiplantae; Streptophyta; Magnoliopsida; Lamiales; Orobanchaceae
Source: the annotation of a GenBank genome assembly
AUGGCGGAUUCCGGCAACAGAAUCGGGGAGGAAGAGGAACACCAGGCGAGGGCCCCUGAGGUUGCGCCUUUUGAUCUCAAUGAUUUCACCAUAAUCAAGGAGGGGGAGGCCGAGAUUCUAAUGCACGUGAAAAACGAAGUCUUUUAUAACAAAACCCAGGUUAAUAACAGAGACAUGUCUAUUGCUGUUUUGAGAACAUUUAUAUCAAAACGCAAAGAAGAGCAUGAAUCAAUGUUAUCCAAGAAAAAGAAAGUUGGGCCCGAAGCAGCAGGGGAGCCUACUGUUGAGCCCGAAUCUGUGACAAAUACCCCAAUGCCCGAACAAAAUUUGAAUGGAGAGUGUGAAGCGUCGGUAGAUAUACCUCAGGACAAACCUACCAGCAUCUCUGGAGAUAAACCUUCAAACCAAGAGGGAAAAGGCCCAAGAGAACUGAAGCCCCCUCGAGUUUUGGAGGCAUUGUCGGCUUCUGGACUCAGAUCCUUAAGAUAUGCUCGUGAAGUAGAUGGGAUUGGCCAAGUUGUGGCCGUGGACAACGAUAAAGCGUCUGUUGAAGCUUGCAGGAGGAACAUUAAGUUUAAUGGCUCUGUGGCAUGCUCAAAGGUGGAGUCACAACUUGCUGAUGCGAGAGUUUACAUGCUUACCCACCCGAAAGAAUUUGACGUGGUUGAUCUCGAUCCUUACGGUUCACCAUCCAUUUUCCUGGACUCUGCUGUUCAGUCGGUUGUAGAUGGUGGCAUGUUAAUGUGUACAGCAACUGAUAUGGCUGUGCUCUGUGGGGGAAAUGGCGAGGUUUGCUAUUCCAAAUACGGGUCUUACCCAUUGAGAGGGAAAUACUGCCACGAGAUGGCGCUAAGGAUCCUUCUUGCAUGUAUUGAAAGCCACGCUAAUCGGUACAAACGAUACAUUGUUCCUGUACUAUCUGUUCAAAUGGAUUUUUAUGUACGAGUUUUUGUGCGUAUAUACACUUCUGCAGGCGCCAUGAAGAAUACUCCCCUGAAAUUAUCGUACGUUUAUCAAUGCACGGGCUGUGAUUCUUUUCAUCUUCAGCCUAUUGGGAGGACCAUCUACAAGAAUAAUGGCGCUAGCGUGAGAUAUCUUCCCGGGUUCGGUCCCGUUGUUCCCCAAGAGUGCACCGAUUGCGGCAAGAAAUUCAACAUGGGUGGACCCAUAUGGUCUGCACCGAUUCAUGAUCAAGAAUGGGUGAAUUCCAUUUUAACAGACGUAAAAACUAUGAAGAAUUGCUACCCGGCCUUUGAUCGGAUAUCCGCUGUACUAACCACAAUUUCCGAGGAAUUACCCGAUGUACCACUGUUUUUAAGUUUGCACAAUCUGUGUGCAACAUUGAAAUGCACUUCCCCAUCUGCAGUUAUAUUCCGUUCGGCCGUGAUUAAUGCCGGUUAUCGUAUAUCGGGUAGCCAUGUGAACCCGCUGGGUUUGAAAACAGAUGCACCUAUGGAAGUCAUAUGGGAUAUCAUGCGUUGUUGGGUAAAAAAUCAUCCGGUGAAAACUCAGCCAGAAGAUCAGGCUGGGAGUGUGAUUCUAGCUAAGGAACCAGUGCUGCAGGCCAAUUUCACGCGAGCCGUGGCUUCCCUUAGCAAGGCCCAGGCGAAAAAGGUUGCUCGAUUCCUUCCCAAUCCCGAACGGUAUUGGGGGCCCAAAGUAAGGGCCGGGCGCCAGAUCACAAGCAAGCAUGUCUCUCUUCUUGGUGCUGAGGCCAUUAAUGGAAUUCAUAAACUCGAAGAAGGUGGUGAAGAAGAGCCCUCGGCCAAACGUAACAAGACAGAAGAAACAAACACCUCCUAA